Micropterus salmoides (largemouth bass) is the source of this 5691-nucleotide messenger RNA. RefSeq names its product family with sequence similarity 13 member C (gene fam13c). The transcript is spliced from 11 exons. Lineage: Eukaryota; Metazoa; Chordata; Actinopteri; Centrarchiformes; Centrarchidae. The record is from RefSeq and is a predicted model, not a curated record. Bases 582 to 2123 code for a protein of 513 amino acids.
CGAGAGAGCUGGAGAGCUAAUGGCAGAGGGAGGGAGGGAGGACCAACGCAUCAUCAGCAUCAUCAUCAGUAAACGUGCAGAACGAGAGAGAAAGAAAAUUCAAAACCUCUCAGCUCCUCUUUCCCUGCAGAGCUCAGUCACACCGGAGCCGGCUAAGUCCUGGACUGUCGCACGCUGAGAGCACGAGAAGAAGAAAUAAGGUGCCUCUGGAUCUGGCUAAUCACUGGAGUGAUUUAUAUUCCCGGACUGUCCACUUGCAUGUGGCUCGUCUCUGGAGGAGCUGGAGGCAUCGUGGCUUGUUUCACUGGAUGAUACCGGUCUAAUUCAUGAUUAGGAGGUUCACUGGCUCGUCUUUUGGACUGGGGGGACAGACUACUUCCUAAACAGGGUCCAUCCUAAUGAACCAGCUACUUCAAACCAUCAGUGCCACUCCUCCACAUGUGGUGCUUCAGAGGCUGGGAUCUGGCUAGUAUCUGGACUCCGUGAUCCGUACCAGCCCUACACAUCCCAGAAACCGGUCUAUCUGUCUGCACACAGCCUCCUCCUGGGACCAGGUUAAUCUCUGGAUCAGCGUGUCUGGCAUGUUCUGCUUCUGCCUGCAGAGUUCCCUGCUGAAGCUCCAGGCGCUGGAGGUGGAGGGGGGCCACCCGCUGGGUCUGUCCCCAGAGGAGAGCCCCCCUGCCCUGGGCAGCAAGGAGCAGAAGGGGCCCUGUGGCCCCGUGGAGCUCGGAGGGAAGGAGGGGAAGACGCUGGCUCUCUGCCACAGCGUCCCCACGGACGAAAACAGCCCGCCAGAGCUGCUGACAGUCCUGACCAGACCUCCGCAGUCUCCCAGACACCAGCUGUUAACCACCAUCCAACCUGCUCAGCAGCCCCUGCCUCCCGAUGCAGAGCUGCCCCCCAGCCCUCACCACUCCCCCUACUCCCCACCGAGGAGCAACCCCGGAGGUGAGGGAGGAGGGGGAGGUGGAGCUCUUCUCCAGCUGCUGGCGGGCGGUCCCAGCCCUCUGCCCUCCCCCCGCUGCUCCAGCCACAGCCUGAGGUUCAACUCCGACCCCGACACGGCACCGUCACCGCCCUGCAGCCAGCAGUACAUAGUGUGUCGAGGUCGGGACAGGUCGGAGGGAUCGGAGGACGAGUGUCUCUCCUCCGUCCCGUUCCUCAGCCGACAGAUUCAGACCCUGAAGAAGAAGGUUCGCAGGUUUGAGGAUCAGUUUGAACAGGAGAUGAAAUACAAGCCGUCCCACAACGAUAAAUACUCGAACCCCGAGAUGGUCGGAGUGAUGAGUGAACUGGCGAAGGCUCGCAAACAGCUCAAAGAGCUGAGACUUAGACAGUCGGUGUUUGAGUUGAAGGAGCAGGACGGGCCUGAAAACAUCUGCAGGCACGGCUCCGGCCAGCAGGGGGCGGCAGAGUACAAACCCACGCUAGAGGAAACGGUGGAGUCUCUGUUCAGGCGGCUGAGAGAGAAGAGACAAGCUCUGGGCCUGCCAGACAACAUGAAGGAGAUGACUCAGGCUCAGAUGGUGUUGGAGAAGAUCACUCUGCAGAAAUGUCUGCUCUACUUUGAGAGUCUGCACGGCCGGCCGGGAACAAAACAGGAGAAGAACCUGGUGAAGCCUCUGUACGACCGAUACCAGAUGAUCAAACGUUUACUGUGUGCCAGCCCGACCAUCACUACCAUAGAGGAAGAGGACGGUUCUGAUGAAGACUCAAUGAGCUCCAUGACAGUUGAUGAACCUCCAGUCACGCCUCCUCGCUGUGCCACACGCCCAGCUGUCUGCGAGGAGGACAGCGACCGGGACAGCGACCCCGCCUUCGUGUCGCCGUUAGAUGAGGUGAAAGCCGUCCAUCAGCCGCCAGCUCUCACCAUGGCCGGCCUGCACGAAGCCUCCAGGUCUCAGCUGCUGGUUUGUCUGCGGGAGACGAGGGCAGAGAAGAAGACAAGGCGUAAAGUUCUGAGAGAGUUUGAGGACGAGUUUUACCGUCAGACUGGAAGAAUCUGCCAGAAAGAGGAUCGCACUCCGAUGAAGGAAGAAUACCAGGAAUACAAACAGCUCAAGGCUAAACUGCGUCUGCUGGAAGUCCUCCUCAGCAAACAGGAAGUCACCAAAACCGUGUGAGAGGAAGUGGAAACUCCCACAGACUCCCUCCACCCUGAAACUCUGCAUGAGAAAAGAGCUUUCUGUGUUGAGAGGAGAGUAAGAGUUACAGAAAGAAACGUGUUGAGGUGCACCGACAUGUUCUUCCUUUCUAUUAUUUAUUUCAGCUACUUCAGCUGCAGAGCUCAAGAGAGCAGAACGUCGCAGCCUGAAAUAAAACUAGUGCUUAACGUUGUGAAACAUCUGUUGGGUCAGGUUUAGGAAAAGUUCAUGGUUUGGGUCAAAAUAACUACGUUACAUACGAGGUCCAGUGUGUUCUAAUGACAGAAAUGCAAGAUGAGAUCCAUAACUAUGUUCUCAGCGCUGCAUAAAGACCUUAAUGUUGUUAUUACCUUAGAAUGAGACAUUUUCUGUCCACAGACACCUCUCACAUGGAGGUCACCCUGUUGCACCGCCAUGUUUCUACAGUAGCCCAAACGGACAAACUGCUCUGCAGAGCGCGUUUUAUUAGGAGGAGGAGGAACAAAUGGAGGCGCAUACGUGUUAUUUAGCAGGAGAGCUGACGGAGCAUGUCGUAGCUUCUCCUGCUCGCUUGGAAAGGGAGGGGUGAACGUUGACUGAGCCUUUGGUUUCAGUUUGAAACCUUCACCACUAGAUGCCACUAAAACCUCCAAACUGAACCUUUAAAUUACAUAACUUACGUAACAUCACCAAUGGUGGCUUUUUGUUUCACACAGGAAAUGAACACCAGUCCCCUGUGUGAAAGUCUGGUUUUUAUUCCACCCUAACCACCUCCUUACUCUGACUUUUCUGUUUUAUUGAUAUAGCUAUGAGAACAGUCUGGUUUUUAAGAGAAGUUAACUUAACGUUUGAAGGUCAACCGGAACAACACACUGAUUUAAAAGAGAAGAACAUUUUGGUGCAUGCUCUCUCUCUGAGUUAGAUGCUCAGAUUGACUCUGGCGCCACAUAUAAAGCUGCAGCAGGUUAUCUUAGCAUAAAGACUGGAAGCGUAGACAUAGUGCUAUGUUAUUAAAGUUUCCAUUAACAUGAUACAUGUUUGAUGCCAACAUACUACAGUUAGAGUAUUUUAAUGUUAUGGUUGCAUGUUAACGUUUAACAGAACGUGUUGGUAGAAACUUUCUCACUUCUUCCUCUCCAAACUGAACAUGUGAAAAUACUGUAAAUACUCCAGCAGAGUUUUCUAAAGUUUAAAAGAGACCAGACGUCUCUCUGUACCAUCUUCUGCUCUGUCAGUGGAAACGUACCAGCAGCCUACUGUGUGUAUUUAUUGACCUGCAUCGUCAAGUCUCAGUCAUUUAAUACAGCUGCAUUUGUUCCAGUCUGCAAAGAUGAGGAUGUUUCUGUGGGUGAAACUAAGGUGUUACUUCCAUCUGGUUUGAUUUAAUGGACCAAAACAUUUUUUGUCUAAUUGAAAGCACUUUAAUGUGUCGCCGGGGUCCUGGAGGACAAAGACGGUGGCGGGUUUGAUGAUGAAGCAGCAGGACCUUCCUUCCAAAAAGACCAGUAACUGCAGUUUGGUGUCUGAGGAUUGAGAAUCUGAAACCUGAAUCAUAAAGCAAAGGAUUCUGGGACAAAGCAGUAGUGCCGUGUAUGAGCACAGCCUUGGUUCGUCCGUACAGCCAUUAGCUCUGCUGGCAUGAACGUCUGUAUUAACGAGCUGAUUUAUUGGAACGUGAGGUAGACGUUGAUGAAGUCGACGUCAGAAAUCAGAGAGCUGACGAUGUUCAGCGUCGCGUUGAGGUGCGUUCUGACUGGAAACGUGUGGGACGAAGAUGCAAUGUACCAAUGAUUGUUGUUGUUCUGCAUGUCAAGAUAUUAUUUAAACAGCAACAUGGAGAUAUGUGGAGGAUUAUAUCAUAGCACUUAAUGAUGACAAAGGGAAUUUACUUACUUUGAUAUGCAAAAUGGUCUGUGGAGAGAUGCAGGUGAACAUGCAGGUGAACUGCGUCCUCCAGGUUUACUGUGUUAAGGGUCACGUUGUACGACGUAGCUGUCGUGCUUCUCAGAGCCGAGUUCAGCCCCGACAAACUGCAGGUGAUGCCUUGAACACCCUGUUGUGAACACAGGCGCGCUGCACUUCACUGCCUUUUUAAUAUGGCAGUGCUUACAUACACGUCGCUGCUGAUUGGGUAACACACUCUGACACGCCCACCAAACGAGGGGAAACGUACCUCACAGUCUGUUGCGCACCGUUUCAAGGAAACUUGUCGUCCAACCUGCACAAAACCAGUGUAAAGUGUUUUGAGAUUGAGCGCUCUCGAGAUUUUUGACAACCCUGCCUCUGAUUGGCUGGUACUCGUUGCCUCCGUUGGUUAAUGCUGCGCUCUAGUCACAGUUGGUCUUGAAUUUCACAGUUUAAGUUUCUGACUUCCGACCUGAAAGCGUUCCAGGUGCAUUACGCCAAACAUGGACUAAAAACAUGGCUGACCGUGACAAACUGAUGCUUCUUUGCCAAGUGUGCGCACAGCUGAACCCUCAGCAGUGAGUGGUGUUAAAUAAAAAGAGCAACAUAAAUAUACGUCUCUCGUUUACGGUGUUCCCGUCUCGCUAGAUCAGUGUGUAAUCUGCAAAAGUCAGAGAUACUGUAACCAGCUGCCCAAUAACACUGGCACUUUCUUACUCCCAGAACAGGUUUUAUUAUAUGAUAGGGUGUAUUAUUUUAAUAAAAUACAGGCAAAUAUACUUUACGUUGCCUUUUAGUUGAUGGUUUACCAUUUACAGUAUGUGCUUCCAUGGAGAUGCCUCGAGUUCACAAGUGGAGCUCUGACUCGGAGUAUGUACUUUUCACUACAUGGAGGUUAGAAAUUUUCGUUUUGAGAAGUCUGGAACGCAGCAUUAGGUUAGGGUUAGCGAGGGCUGCAAUUGGCUGCUGUUUUCCCCAACAUGUUUCUGUUGCCGGUGGAGUUUCUUUGAAAGAGAAGGUAACAAGAAGGAAGUUAUAGACCAUCGGUAGGUUUCUCCUUCUUUGUAAGAAACGUCUAAUCGAGCGCCGACACAGCAGGACAGCUGCUCUGAAUCAAUGAAUGAACGAAACUGCGGUCGUCAUCUGUUCAGCCAAAUAAUAAUAAGUUACCCGGAUCUAACUGUAAGUACGUGCGUUGGCCACAGUCUCUCUGUAUCACCAAGUAAAUAAGAGUGAACUAUAUAAACGGUCUGAUCAUUUACAACACAUGCGUCUAGUGUUGAUGGGUGGAAUUUUUACCCUUUAAAUCGACCCAUAUCCACACAAAACAUAAUCCAGCAAGUGAAACUUUUUUACUGGAAAACCAGUUUAGUAUGUAAAAAUCAAAUGUUUAAUCGACAGGUUGAGCUGUAACACCUGGAAAUGUGCAAUAGUUGAAAGGUUGUAUUCCUGAAGUCCGUGCUAACAUGUCGCCGCGUCUCACUAAGAAACAAACGUCUCACUGAGGUUAUUUUAUAUUGUGUUGGAUGCAGACUUUCGGUGCACGUUGGUGUUGGUGUUUUGACCUUCGUCAUGCUGAUUAAAUAUGUCUCUGUUGUGCAGUUCUGGUUCGCUUGACAAGUUUCUACAGACGAAUUUAAAAUAAAUAUUUUUGUUAUUAACA